UCAUUGCCUCUGUCCAACGCGGAAACACACCCGAAAGGGAACACGAAUUGAAGCAAAUGGUUCUGGUUGAAAAAAUAAAAACAGCCAAUGCGCCCUUUCCACUUAAGCAAAUAUCUGACAUCGACGAGUACUCGACUGUUCCCGUUUUCAGUCUGCCGUGUCCCGGAUAGCCUCGCACCACGACCGCGCAUGUAUUAGCAUGGCACGGAUGUGCUUCUAGCUACACCCGUUUGUGUUGUUAUGAUAACGAUGGAGAACAUCGACGAGUCGUCUUCGCCCCUCCGUAUCACUGCCACGGUCCGGGCGCUGAGCUCCGCACUGCGGGCCACGCGCGGCAAUGCCCAAGACAUUGGCCGGAGGAGGGACGGCGAUAUGAUGUUCCCCGAGCCUGAGAAGGAGAAACUGUGGUUCAAGGAAAGCAGCACCAAAAACCUCCGAACCAGAGACUUCCUGUCGCCGAAUACCAUGCUCAACACACUCUAUGCGGACGGACAGGUCUCUCCGGCGGUGAUGACCAGGAUUCUGUCUGUCCGAGGCCGUGGCGUACUCCCCGUGGCGGGCGGGGAGGUGAUGGAUGAAGGUCUGAGGGUGAGGGUGGACCGGGCCGCAGCCUUUACGGCCGUCCUGGAAGGGGGAGCCACAGACUACCUGACGCCCGCUGCUCAGAGGCAGGGCUGUGUGGUGCUCAACUGUCCGGCCCUGCAGUCGAAACCCGACCCCCCCACUCCCGAUAGCCUCACUCUGGGCCAACUCAGGACCAUUCUGUUGGCGGACCACAUGGGGGCGCUGUUGAAAAGCCAAGGAUUUACAGUAUCCCUGUGCCCUCUGCUGCCUGAAGAUAGCAGCAUCGUCAAGUUCCUCCGCACUCUGGGCAUCGACUGGCCAACAUUCCCAGCCAACUGGACCAAUGAGGAGCGGGAGGAGAAGAUCCAGGAAGCGCUAGAAAAGUCGGUGUACAGAGAGAGGGAAAUUGAGAGAGGCAGCAGGACAAGCGGCGGGCCAGGCAGGAAGAAGGCAGAGAAGGGCGAAAAUGAUGGCGCUGUGAGGAUAAACCUAAAACGGGUGUUCCAGGACGAGGGGCUGCUAGGAUACGAUCCAAGCCUUGGAACCUGCACAGUCCACAGAGACAGCGUUUCCCAUCUGGCACAACUGGACCUCGCCACAGCUGACUGCACCGUUGCCAUGGUAACGGCCUUGCACGUGACUUCCUGCCAGGAUGAGUUCCGCCAGCAGCAGAUAGCGAUGCUCUGGAGAGCCAGUGGGGCGACACACAUACAGAGGCAUCUGGUGUGUGGGCCUGUCAAGACUCCUGCUUAUCAACUCUCCUCUGCACAGUACCUGCAGCUUAGAAGAGGUCAAAUGAAGGAGGCAUCGGAGAUGAAGUAUGGAGAUCAAGUAGAAGGUCAGACAUGGGAUGACAUCAUCAGGGUUAUGAGCUCUGCUACCAUCAGAUUUGAGCUUCUCUCAACAGUUCACACCAGUCCGGUCACUCUGGAUGUCCAGAGAGAAGGGGGCGUUUCCACCAAAGGGCCGAGAGGCGGCGUGUUUGUGAUGUACAACUGUGCCAGACUGCACACGCUGUUCGACAGCUACGACCGAGGAGUGGAAAAAGGUUUGUACCCAAAAAUCCCUGAUGGCUCGAAACUGGACUUCUCUUCCCUCAAAGAAGAGGGUGAGUGGCUCCUCCUCUUCAAUUACCUCAUUCCCUUUUCUGAGCUGCUGGACCAAUCAGGACAAGUGUUGGACUGUGAAGGGGGAGGGGCUAGAGUCAAUUUCAAAACAGAGCAGAUAUGCAAGUUUCUGGUGUCUCUCAGUAAAGACUUCAGCUCCUACUACAACAGAGUCCACGUCCUGGGGGAGCCGUUGCCUCAUCUCUUCAACCAGAUGUUCUGCCGUCUGUAUCUUUUGAGAGCCUUGCGGGAGCUCUACCACAGUGCUCUGGAAACCCUCAACCUUCCCCCCAUUCGGCAACUAUAACCUCCAUGUUGGGCACAUCACUCAGCCCAGCCUCCCCCUGCCUGCCUGCCACUCACCUGUAACAUUGUAUUCCACCAAGGCACGUUAUUGCAGCCCUGCCCUUUUUUUUUUUUUUUAUAUUACCUUUUUUAAAACACUCAAAAUCUUACCAAGAAUAUCUGUCUUAUUUCUAUCCAUCCAUCCAUUUUCUGAGCCGCUUCUCCUCACUAGGGUCGCGGGCUGCUGGAACCUAUCCCAGCUAUCUUCGGGCGGGAGGUGGGGCACACCCCGAACCGAUCGCCAGCCAAUCGCAGGGCACAUAGAAACAAACAACCAUUCGCACUCACAUUCACACCUAUGGGCAAUUUAGAGUCCUCAGUCAACCUAGUACGCAUGUUUUUGGGAUGUGGGAGGAAACUGGAGUGCCCGGAGAAAACCCACCCAGGCACAGGGAGAACAUGCCAACUCCACACAGGCGGGGCUGGGCAUUGAACCCCGGUCCCCAGAACUGUGAGGCAGAUGUGGUAACCAGUCGGCAACCGUCUUAUUUCUUGUCAAAACUAAUUAGAAUGAGACUCAUCACGUAAAAGGUAACUUCUUUUUAGACAAUUUUCACUUGUUUUAACCUAAUUCUUACUUGAUAUAAGUAGAAAAAAAUCUUACCAGUGGAGUAAUAUUUUUUUCUACUUCAAGUAAAAAUGAUUUUUUAAAAACAAUUUACUUUUUUCGGUGAUAAGUCUUAAGUGUCAUCAGAUCAGUUUUAAGACUUUUGACUACAAAUAAGACAAAUAUUCUUCGUACGAUAUUAGGUUUUUGGAGAGUAAUGAUCACAUAAACAAGAUGCACUUAUGUGCCCUCACUUUAGACUUGCUCCUGAAGCCUGAUGCCAAUACGUUGUGUGCCUCAACAUACCUUAUAGUUGUUUAAAUCUCAUUUUAAAUUCUCAAUCUCAAUUCUUGAGUUCUACCCCCAAAUUGUAUUGUUUUAACCCUUCUCCUUGUGCCAAGUAUAUAAAUAACCAUUUCAUUCUCAACACGACAAAAUCUGCUUUUUUAAUGAGCCGUAUUCCCGAAUUCAUGUGAUUUAUCUACCUUCUAUUUAUGAAUGCCAUAUAAAUAUUUAUUACCACUAUAAAUGAGGUGUGUACAGAAUAGCUACUCAGCAUAUGAUUUCUAUUACUCUGGUCAGGCCAUUGAGAUAAUGCACGAAAUUGUAUGAACAUAUUGUAUAUGAAGAUGUUUGUUGUUUUUCAAAAGGAUUAUUUAUAAAUGUUGGAAGGGGAACAUCGUGAUUUAUUAUUGAUCUGUCAGUAAUACCAAGUGAUUGUGUUGCCAUUUCACUUUGGGUCAAAUGUGCCAUCCCUUGUUUUCAAAACUACACUGCAACCAAAUGUCGCUUCUCACUGCAUGAAACCAAAUGUUGAUUGUCCCUACUUCUUCACUCCAUCUUUUUUAAACAACAUUUUCCCGUUUGCAUGACAGUGGGGGAUUCAGGGAAGGAAAUGACCAAAAUAUGCUGAUUCAUUCACCGAAAUUGUUGUUGGCCUCAACGACUAUGAUCAAAUUAUUAAAACAGGAGAAAUGAGGAAGGAUGUACUGUUUUGUUUUUUAAAUUGUGUCACAAGAGGUUUCUUCCUGUGUUUAGAAAUACUGUGUAAUUUUUUUGUUACUAAAUUGUUAUUAGUUAUUAUAAACAAUUAUAAAAACUAAUAUUUAAUGGAAUGGCAUAUAUAUGUCAUUAAAUAUGUGCAAAACUCACAACUCUUUG
This is a messenger RNA of Phycodurus eques (leafy seadragon), 3723 nucleotides long. It is a transcript of the gene dalrd3, whose product is annotated as DALR anticodon binding domain containing 3. Bases 241 to 1977 code for a protein of 578 amino acids. Gene Ontology annotation, biological process: tRNA C3-cytosine methylation; arginyl-tRNA aminoacylation. The record is from RefSeq and is a predicted model, not a curated record. Gene Ontology annotation, molecular function: arginine-tRNA ligase activity; tRNA binding; ATP binding. The transcript is spliced from 13 exons. Lineage: Eukaryota; Metazoa; Chordata; Actinopteri; Syngnathiformes; Syngnathidae.